This is a messenger RNA of Coffea eugenioides, 800 nucleotides long. Its product is annotated as 60S ribosomal protein L27-3. Bases 109 to 516 code for a protein of 135 amino acids. The record is from RefSeq and is a predicted model, not a curated record. Gene Ontology annotation, biological process: translation. Gene Ontology annotation, molecular function: structural constituent of ribosome. Lineage: Eukaryota; Viridiplantae; Streptophyta; Magnoliopsida; Gentianales; Rubiaceae. The transcript has a single exon. Gene Ontology annotation, cellular component: cytosolic large ribosomal subunit; ribosome.
GGUUUUAACCCUCGCUGGGGAGAAGAGACUUAACUCCAAAAAGAAAAAAACAGAAGCAGAGAGAAGGGAAGAAAGCGAGAGCGGCGGAGCUCGGAAGCGAGAUAUAAGAUGGUGAAGUUCCUGAAGCAAAACAAGGCCGUGAUAAUGCUCCAAGGCCGUUACGCUGGCCGCAAGGGAGUGAUCGUGAGGUCGUUCGACGACGGAACCCGGGACCGCCCCUACGGCCACUGCCUGGUCGCCGGAAUCUCCAAGUACCCCAAGAAGGUCAUCCGGAAGGACUCCGCCAAGAAGCAGGCCAAGAAGUCCAGGGUCAAGUGCUUCAUCAAGCUCGUCAACUACAACCACAUCAUGCCUACCCGCUACACCCUGGACGUCGAUCUCAAGGACAUUGUCACCGGCGACUGCCUCCAGUCCCGCGACAAGAAGGUCACCGCUGCCAAGGAGGCGAAGACCCGCUUCGAGGAGAGGUUCAAGACCGGUAAAAACCGCUGGUUCUUUACCAAGCUUAGGUUCUGAGGAGGAGAGGAUCUCCCCCUUGUCUUUCUUUAUACAUCGUUGCUUAUUUUGAUAGGACUUGAGCAGAAUUGUUAUCUAUCUAGAAGUUAUUUAAAGCAUUUCCCUGCUCUGCUCGGCUCUGCUCGUGAAUGAUUUUGUUUGCUUUGCAGUACUCAGUUUUGGUUUUUUAAUUUCCCUGAAACUCUUGUAUUCUGAUAAAUACUACUCCCUGUUUUAGAAUUAUCAUUUCCUGAAAAUUGUCAUCAUGCUCGUUUGGCUCGUGGGCUGAAUUCCUAUUGCCUAUU